This is a messenger RNA of Chilo suppressalis (striped riceborer), 6569 nucleotides long. The record is from the annotation of a GenBank genome assembly. Lineage: Eukaryota; Metazoa; Arthropoda; Insecta; Lepidoptera; Crambidae.
AAGGUACUUAGUAGUAGAUGUAUAACAUGAUUAUGCGGCACCUUUAAUGAAUGAUUAAUGAUAAUGUUCUUUUUCAAAUAUUAAACUGAACGAGUAGGAUAAACAGUUUAGAAAUGGUAUGCUAUCGAGAAAAGCAAGUUACCUAUCAUAAUGAAUUGAGAUUUCUUGCUUAAGAAAAGAAGAUACGGUACGUUUUGAAGUGGGUGGUUUUUCAAGGGAGGUUUGAACACAACCCUCUACCCCCGAAGUCAGGCGGUUUCAGGUGGUGGGUGCGCCGGCGCACCGGGCGGCGGCGGCGCCGUCAAAAGGUGCCCCCGCGCCUCGCGGCCUUCAGUUGAAGCCGAGGCCCGCGAUCGCCGACACGUUGUGACGCCCACUCUCGCACCAGACUGCUGAGGUUCAACACGCGACAGUGUUCACUUGUGAGUUGCGCGCCCUUUCUCUCACGCAGUGUGAUCGUGCGACGCGGUACGUGAAUGCAAAACCGGACUACUCUCUUGACACGAGACACCGACCAGGAAUCCGUCGUCUGGAAAUAUACAUUAUAUUUGUUCAGGGCAAAAGGAGGUAACACGGCAUGACUGCUACGCACGGUGGCGGACGAGAAGACGACCGUCCGGACAAAGACACUGUCUACACGAUCAAAACGGGAUUCAAAAAUGACGGCUAUCAGCACGACCGGGACUCGAAUGAAGACAUCAUCAAACCCCCUCCUUUACCGGUCGAGGACGACAAUUAUCCCACUGGAAAAGUAAAAUUAACACUAAAUGAAAAAUGGAGAAUACUGAAAAACGUAGCGGCCGUGAGCGCCGCGUUCAUGGUGCAGUUCACAGCUUUCCAGGGCACUGCGAACCUGCAGUCGUCUAUAAACGCAGCCGAAGGCCUGGGAACUGUCUCGCUAAGUUCCAUAUAUGCGGCGUCUGUCGUCUCCUGCAUAUUCAUACCCACGUUCCUAAUAAAAAGGCUGACAGUGAAAUGGACCUUGUGCCUAUCCAUGCUGUGCUAUGCUCCGUACAUCGGGGCGCAGUUCUACCCCGCUUUCUACACGCUAGUGCCUGCCGGUGUGAUGGCUGGCUUGGGAGCGGCGCCCAUGUGGACCUCGAAAGCCACGUACCUAACGCAGGCGGGAAGCGUGUACGCCAAACUGACAGACCAAGCAGUUGACGGAAUCAUUGUAAGAUUCUUCGGCUUCUUCUUCCUCGCUUGGCAAACCGCCGAACUUUGGGGAAACUUGGUCUCAAGCUUAAUAUUUUCGUCUGGAUUACACAGCAGUAAUCAUACGUUGAAUAACACAGUGGUCAGUUCGGCAUUGUUGAAAUGCGGUGCGAAUUUUUGCAUGAUGGGGGGACAAGAUCAGGACAAGAAUCACAACCUCAACAGGCCGCCGAAUGAUGAAAUCUACAAAAUCAGUGCCAUAUAUCUCGCCUGUGUGGUGGUCGCCGUGCUGAUGGUGGCUUUACUUGUAGACCCACUGUCUAGGUACGGAGAGAAGCAAAGGAAGGCGGAUCCAUCAAAAGAAUUGACUGGCAUUCAGUUACUCUCCGCCACCGCUUACCAGCUGAAGAAGCCCAACCAACAGCUACUGAUUCCCAUCACCCUUUGGAUCGGCAUGGAACAAGCUUUUAUUGGGGCUGACUACACUCAGGCGUACGUAUCUUGCGCGCUCGGCAUCCACUCCAUUGGUUACGUGAUGAUAUGCUUCGGUGUGGUGAACGCGAUCUGUUCGCUGGUGUUCGGCUCGGCCAUGAAGUACAUCGGCAGGUUCCCGAUCCUAGUGAUGGGUGCAGCCCUGCAUCUCGGCCUGAUCGUGUGGCUUCUCAUAUGGAUGCCGAACCCAAACUCGCCGUCAGUGUUCUUCGUCAUAUCGAGCCUUUGGGGCGUGGGAGACGCCGUGUGGCAGACGCAAGUCAACGGACUAUAUGGCGUGCUGUUCAGGCGUAACAAGGAGGCGGCCUUCUCGAACUACAGACUGUGGGAGAGUGCUGGGUUCGUGGUUGCGUACGCGUACUCCACGCAUCUGUGCGCGCGCAUGAAGCUUUACGUCAUGAUGGUGGUCCUUCUUAUUGGAGUGGUCGGAUACAUCAUUGUGGAAAUCCUGCAUAAGAGAAAGGCUCGUCGUCUUAAAGCCAUCGCGGAGGAUCCUGCCAUCGCAGCCGAAGCCGCCAAGCAGCCCCCUGAAGAGGAUGACGAGAAAGAUGAGAUCGAUGACGAAAUCGUUAUCACCCAUCUGUGAACAUUUAACGAUUGAACCAUCACGUUGCCACCCGCUCUCAUUUUGUGCGUUUUGGGCAAGUGUUCACCUGUCGUAGAAUAGUUUUUCAUUGCACAUGAAAUAUACAGCUACUGAUUGAUGAAGUUUUGUUUUCAAAUCAUAAAAAAUAACGAUUAAUGGAAAUGUAAUUGUUGUAUGCGUUACUUAUAUCUAGAUUAUAUGUAUACAUGGAUUGAUUGCAAUUAAUUUGUAUUGAUGAAUUACAUAUGUAUGCCGAAUUAAACAAAGAGAUAUAAUAUUACUUAUACAAAAAGUAAUGUGUCGUAAAAUUGUUAAAGUUGCGCCUGUUUGAUAGUACUACAAUGCAACUUUCAUUGCCAGGUGUAAUCAAAGAUAUUGGAGAAAUAAUAACUCAUUGCAAUAAAAAAAAUGUGUCAAAACAUGCUUUUCUAUUUAGAAAAUGGCUGAAAGAUAGACAUGAUUAAAAAUAAAUACUCUCGCUUUUUAAACGAGCGUUAACAAGAAGAAAAUGAGGUAUAAUUCUAUAUAAAUAUUUUAUAUAUUUCUUUCGUACAAAGAAUAACAUGUUUUUGUGUUGUCUGUUUUUAAAAAAUCUUCUUGUACUUUUAUUAUUAUAGUAUAUUUAUAUCAAUAAUUUUAAGUAAAUCAGCUUAUAACUAGUAGUAGCAAUACUAUCCAAUAUCGUAGUAUUAGUAGUAACUUUUUGUUAAAUUCUUCGAAAUCGUUUAAGCUUUCCUGUAACAUAAGUUUCGCUUGUGCCUUUUAAAUCGCAAUGCCGAGGGCUCAUUUCUUUUGGUUACACUCGUUUAAAGCAAUGAACUAAUAAUUGCAUAUUCAUUAAUUUUUAUUUUCAAUAAGAUGAAAACUAAAUAUCCUUUGCUCUUGAGAAACUAUUGUAAGGCAUGUGUGACAUUUUAUAUUUUAAUGAUAUUGACAGUAUUGAAUGAUAAAUAUAAUUCGAUUCUGUUCACUGAUGGUAUCGGUGCUCGUCCAACUUUGUUGCGCGUGUACUGAACAAUUUGUCAUAGCAGGUACAUUCAUAUUCAUUUGAAAGAGGUACAAAUAAAAACAACUGGGGGAAUUGUUUCCGUGAAUUGUUAAAAAUGAAUUAAGAAUUUUUUUGUGAACUGUGUUAGUUAAUUAUAGUAAAUUUGACAGAAAUUUGAUGAAUACAAGUACAAAACUAUUAUUAUCUUUGGCUACCUACCGAAAUAUAGUGACGUCGUAAAAAAGAUACUUGACGUCCACGGGCCUGUUACAUUACUUGAAAAGAAACUAAUUGAUAGAAUAACUGUCAUUAUAUGUCUCCAUUCAGAUUCAUGUUCAUUUAUGAGUAGGAGUAGGUAUUUAGCUUUGUUUACCUGACAGAUAAGGAAUCGCAUAAGUGCCCGCAAACCUUGCUCAAUAAUGAGUACAAGAUAUUUUAAAUCAGUCUUCUAACAAAAGACAACAAUGAACUGAUUAAUCAAGAACAUUUGAACAAUCAAGUGAUGUAACAAGCUCUUAAAUUUUAAAUUAGGUAAUAAAAUAAUAUUCUUGGCCAUAAUUAUUAUCUAAGUAAGUCCAUAAAUUAAACACUUUUAAUGAAGAUUUCAAAUUACAAUAAAAUCAUGUGAUCAUAGAAUCUCAUUACAUACAAAACACUAUAUACUUAACUGGUUUCUUGCCCGCAAAAUAUUUUUCAUUAUCACACGUGACGGGACGUAGAAACUGUUAAGUAAAGAAACAAAACAAGUACUUAUUCAUUUAUAUCGCGUUAGUAACACGAUUCCAAAUUUAAUAUCUCAGAAAGAAAGACUUCUUACCAUUCGUUUCCACCAAUAAGCAUGUCCUAAACUAGUUUUAAACAAAACUUGUACAAUACUUGUUAUGGCUGUCAAAACUUUCUUUCGUUUCCACUGCAUAGACAACUAGUAUCGGACAAGUAUAAAUCACUUAUUUACUUAACAUUUUUGUAAUUCCAACAAGUUUGAUACAAGUAUUGUUUACUACAUGUUUCAUAAGUGUGAACAAAAAGAAAUGGUAAAUACAUGUAUUAUACUUGGUGUAAAUGCGGGGAUAUAGGGUUGAACAUUUCAAUCCUUUUUCAAGAUUAGAUAGUAAUUAUUGACAAUAAACAACUGACGUAGAAGAGCAUAAAAAUUCGGUGAUAUAAACUUAAUAUCUUUGUUUAUGGUUUUAUUAAUGAUAUUCAUUAUGGUAGCUUUAUUAACUUACAUUCACUUAAAAAUCGGUGACAUAUUUGACUAUCUCUAAAAUGAAUGGAUAAAAUGAACCAAUAACAGGAAGCGAUAUUCUUUGCCAUCUUACAUUUAAAAGCCCUACCCAGGUAUACUGUGCCUAUGCAUAAGCGAGUAGAAUUAGUUGUAAGGUUUUAUAAAUAUCGAUAAUUGUCAUCCUAUUUCUGUUCCAAUCGGUUUACGUAACUAUUUAUUUUAUUUAUAAUACAAAUUUUAUUAUGUCUAUAAUAUUUAUAAAAAAAUGUUAGUAUAGCAGACGUAUUUAUACUGCUGUUGUUUCUAUAAUUUUAAUAAAUUGUGACAAUGAAAACCCGUGUUGAAUUUUAAUAUAGGAACAUGAAAAAGGCUGAUGAAUUAUUAUUGGAAAGUUGUACUAUGUAGACGUGCCCUUGUGUCGUGCGAAUAGCAACCUUUGUUGAAUAGUUGAUUAUAUUAUUAUGUUUAUAAUAUUAUUGUGAGAAUCAGAAUCUAUUGAAUUAAAUAAUUUUAAAAAUCGACUCUAAAGUAAGAGACAGAUGAAAUGGUAUAAAAUGCCGUAAUAUUUCCGUUGUUUUUAUACCUACAGAUUUUAAUGGCUUUUACAAAAUUUGAAAACAACAUAAACUAGAAAAAAAAUCAGGUACAGCAAUUUGAGUGGUGAUGAUCUAAUGUACUCGACAGUUAUUUUCGGAACGAGCAGUCGUUUCACGAAUUUAAUGUUUCGAGGUAUCUUUUGCGAAGCCCUAUCAGCGUAGUUCGACAAAUUGCUGCUACGAGGAUGUUAGAUUCAGUUACAAUCUCAAACAUGUGCUAUGGUUAAAUGCCGUGGUCAAUAUUUUCAAAUAAUACAUAUUGCGUUGAUAAUAUAAUAUUAUUUUGUUUUAUAUAAUGACAUGUUCGAUUGACUUUAUGCCAAUGCGGUAGGUCUCGUGUAAUCUUCGUAGUGAAAUCUUUCGUUUAAGAUUCUUAGAUCAAAUACAAUUAUUUUAGAUGUAAUAACGUUACUUUAAAUAAUACGUAGGUACUUAAGAUUGUGUAUAUUCUACUUUGAUAAUUUGUUUGUAAUAUCGUUGAGACAAGUGUGUCGUUAUUUACUGAACACGAUAUAUAUUCUAAGGAGCCACGGCUGCCAAUGGAGUGUGUCACAGUUAUUGUUUAUGUUUCCCAUAUUUGUUUAAUAACAAACUGAAUGCGUUUUUAAUACUAUUUUUUUAUACCUAUGGUUCUAGUUCAUAACGUUUCCUCUCUAUUGAAAGACAAUUAACGUCGGUUUGCACACACACUCUUUUUUUUCACAAACAAGAAUUGCCGAACAUAAUUUGUCUAUUAUUUAUGCUGAAUCCUAAUGUAAUCCUUUGAUGAGUGGCGUGCUCCUCACCAUCAAGAGAUGUUAAAUAUAUCAAUGAACAGGGUAUUAACAGUUGUGAAACGGUAAAAAUAACUUGGAUUCCGGAAAAUUUAAAAUCGAGAAACCUCCUUUGUUAUGUACUUACUUAACAAAAAGAAGUACUUAUGCAUUUUAACACAAAAUUAUCUUGAUCGAAUUUAUGUCGUUUAGUGUGUUUUCAAUGACCUUCUUUACAUAGAUAGAAGGUCAUUGUGUGUUAUAUAUUUAAUAUUGCUUAGUAGUUUGGUAAUGCAGAAUCUUCCAUAAAGGACUUUCUAGAAUCGACUAACUGGAUUAGGAUUUAAUCUUUCAAUUUCCGCAUAUUUAUAUGUUAUGUCCGAUGCAUGUUACAUAAAGAAAUUUUAAUAAAAGACAAAAUAAUUUUAAGACAUCUGGGUGAAAUGGAGUUAUUAAUUAUUUGAUAAGUGAUUUGUCGUUGUGCAAGGCACAAAUUUUAUAAACGAGCAGGUUAGGUACCAUUCGGUAGAAUUACAAACCACGUGAUAAUUAACAAUAAACAUUAUAAUUCUAAGAAUAUUAUAUAAAUGUAAAUUAAUAAUAUUUUAGUUGUAAUAGAAAGGCUAUUAUAUAAAUAAAACGCUAUAUUAUGAUGAGAUAACGCAUAUUUUUGUUAGAUCGUAGCGAGUAAUUAUAUUAUUACGUAUUUUAUUAAUUUGAAUAAAGAUGUCAUAUGAGUUUGUGAUGAAAAUAAACAUAGAUCUUGAUUGAU